AUGGGAAGAAAUCCGAGCCAAUGAAAGAGGAAAUCCGCCAAUUGCUUCCCUCGGGCCAGCUAACUGUCUGAGAGCGAGAAAAACAAGUCCUUCACAGUUAGCGCUGCUAAAGUGAGUCUGGGCUUUCUGAAGUACUUGGCCAGCAUUGUUGCACGGUUCGGGGCAGCAUGCUCUAGGGUACUUUACUAAUAUACAUCUGGAAGUUUUUGCAGAUUAACUACAGUAUUGUAAAAAAAAAAAAAAAAGUUGCAGGUUGGCUGCUGCCCAGCCCCCCUCUCUAAAUGACCGCAAACGGCUAACAAACGGAUAUCAGGAUGGAAGGGUACUUGGACCAGCAAGUGCCUUACACUUUAAGCAAUACAUCUCUUGGAAAUGGGAACGCUUGCAAAGCUUUGACCGGUGCCUCCAGAAGGUACAUGGCCGCAGAAUUGCCUUCUCAGGAUUCGGAAGAUCUCUUCCAGGAUUUAUGCCAUUUCCAAGAGACUUGGCUAACAGAAGCUCAGGUUCCAGACAGCGAUGAACAGUUUGUGCCUGACGUUCAUUCAGAAAAUUUGGCUUUUCACAGUCCUCUUGUGAAGAUCAAAAAAGAGCCCCAAAGUCCAUCUUCCCACACAGCUAAUUCCUGUAGCCAGAAACAGUUUCAGUAUCAAACCAGUGACCAGUGCCUUUAUGCCAGUGCCUAUGACCCAAAAAGACAAGUUGGACUCAAGUCUCCAAACUCACCCAGUUCAAUGUCUCCACUGCAGCAUUUCCCUCCUAAUGCCCCCUUGAAUUCUAGACAGGACCCACAGAUCCUGAAGCUACAGGCACAAUCACAGCCCAUUUCGACCAAAGGAUACCCUGUUGAUCAAAGGUAUCAGCCACCACAGGCUGAAAUGUGCCAGUCAUUCCCGUCAUCUCAGAGCAUGAGCAGAGGCGAUUCACCAGGGUACCAUCGGCAGAUGUCAGAGCCCUGUUUGCCUUAUCCACAGCAGAACUUUAAACAGGAAUACCAGCAGCAGAACUUUAAACAGGAAUACCAGCAGCAAAAUUUUAAGCAGGAAUACCCACAGCAGAACUUUAAACAGGAAUACCCACAGCAGAACUUUAAACAGGAAUUCCCACAGCAGAACUUUAAACAGGAAUUCCCACAGCAAAACUUUAAACAGGAAUACCCACAGAACUUUAAACAAGAAUUUCUUGAUGCACUAUACAAACAGCCUGGUCAGAUGGACUGCAAUAACAAUAAUAAUGCCCAGAGAUACCCACCGCAUGUUGUCAUCAAGCAGGAAGUAACAGAUUAUGGUUACGAGCCUGGUUUUGGUUAUGAGAAACCAAUGAGAGCAUUCUGUGAUGAUGCUUGCGUUGUUCCAGAGAAGUUUGAAGGUGAUAUUAAGCAGGAAGUUGGAAUGUUCCGUGAGGGUCCUCCUUAUCAUCGCCGUGGCUCUCUGCAGCUCUGGCAGUUCCUGGUGGCACUCUUAGAUGACCCAUCUAAUUCAAACUUUAUUGCCUGGACAGGCCGAGGCAUGGAGUUUAAACUAAUUGAACCAGAAGAGGUAGCAAGGCUUUGGGGAAUGCAAAAGAAUAGACCAGCUAUGAAUUAUGACAAGCUCAGUCGAUCUCUCAGAUACUACUAUGAGAAAGGCAUCAUGCAGAAGGUGGCUGGAGAACGUUAUGUCUACAAGUUUGUUUGUGAGCCUGAAGCUCUUUUUUCACUGGCUUUCCCUGACAAUCAGCGUCCAACCUUGAAAUCAGAAUUCGAUCGCCAGGUGAAUGAGGAAGACACAGUGCCCCUUUCCCAUCUGGAUGACAAUGCAGCAUAUAUUCCAGAUAUGGGGGUUGUGAAUUCACAGCACUAUGGCAAAGGAUUUGCAUACUGAUGUUGAACCAAGUAUCCAGAUGACAUAUCUAAGUAAUUAUUUAUAUGUUUAUGUUAUUAAACACCUUUGAAGUACCCCUGGUGUUAAAAAUCAAAGUGUAGACUCACCUUGGCUUACAGGCUGGAGCACUGGGUUCAGGGAAGAAAACUGGCAGGUUCAGAACCAUACUAAAGUCCAGUAUUGCAUUUGCGGCCGUAGGCAAAUCUCUAUUUGUCCUUUUGCUCCCCAGAAAUGGACAAGUGGGUUGUUGCAUCAUAGAAAAUCUGCCUUAAGUUAAAAAUGUAAAUGAAGAAGAUAAAUGGGAGGGUGGCCUAAUGCUUAAGGUGUUUGCCUUGCAAACACAAGGUGCAGGGUUCAAGUCUCCCAAGGGAUAAUUGGCUAGGCUUAAAAUGGCUCACAAGGGCAGUUAGCCUAGUACUAACCUAUGAACCUAUGAAAUAGCUUCCACAAGAUUUAUAAAUAAGCAUAGUCAAAGAUAGCUUGUAUCUUGUCCUGUUUUGUAUAGAACUUCUGUUCAUUCCAGCACAAGCGUAUCACUCCAUAUUAUACUCCACAAUCCUUUUUUAUUUUUUUUCAGAUCCUAUAAGCAAUAACUGUGUUUAUUACUUUUCCUAGUUAUAGAUCUUUCAUAUAUACUGGACUGUUGUACAAGUUCUUUACGGGGUUGUGAUGUGUGUGCAUACAGCAUGAGACAGCUUAUGACUUUUGUACCACAAAGUUCUAUGGUCAGACAUGUAUUUCUUGUGGCACUAGUGGAUGAGUAAAACUCCACAUGUAACAUUCUAGCACUUCCAAAACAUGUAUAUGCAGUAUAGGGUAGUGUAAGUCAAAAUGACCUACUCAAGUUUAAUCUGAGUGGGUAAAAAUAAGCAAAAAAGGAAUAAGGGGGAAGCGUCAGUAAAGGAAUGAGGACGUGGUUGUGGCAGUCUAAACAGAAGAUGGGCUGCAGCACGUAGAAAAUAAUAAACAAGUUUAAUGCCCCAAACGGGUUUUACUUUUAGAAGCAGUCCAAUUGUAAUUGUUAAAUGUGUUUUUGUGCUUAAUUGGAAGACGGUUAGGGUUAAUGUUAGUACUUGUGAAGCAGGGUUGCCUAGAAACUGAAGAUCUGCUCCAUAAUUGCCUUUGAGGUAUCUUGAACGUCGCUGGUCAUAAUGUCAGUGCUGCUUAGGGAUAGCCUGUAGGCAGUUAACUUUUCCACCAUUUGUGAAAUGUCCUAUUCUUGAUGACAUAGUGUAGGAUCAAAAAUUGCAUGUCAGACUGAUUUUUAUCACAAACACUUCUGUCACACACACAAAUCUUUGUAAUUGGAAAAAAGGGGAAAGUAAUACAUUUGUAGCCAUUUCUUAAAAUGUAUGUUAUCUUUUGUGCAUUUGGACUCCUUUAUUUUAAUUGGCAAGCUGAUUAGGAGACCACAAGUUGUGUACAUACUGAAGAUUUGAAUGACUUCACACAUUUAUUUCAGGUUUUACUACUGCCGCCACACAUGCUCGCACUCCAUUGAACACCCAUGCAUAUACACUGUAUCGCUCUCACACACACACACAUACACACACACACACACUGUAGCAUAUACAAUGACUCUGGGUAUGUGUAACACAUAAAUGUUACUGUUUUCUUAUUAGACAUACCGAUGUGGGUUAUUAGGGACCUAAGUGAAGUGCCUGUACGUGUUAUGAAUUUUUUUGCACAAUCCACCCUCAGAAUAAAAGGUGAAAAUGCAGACUAGCUUCUCCAUGAAUAAAAAAGAAAAAAAUCAGAA
This is a messenger RNA of Protopterus annectens (West African lungfish), 3618 nucleotides long. RefSeq names its product ETS variant transcription factor 4 (gene ETV4). NCBI's taxonomy places the organism in Eukaryota, Metazoa, Chordata, Ceratodontiformes, Protopteridae. Gene Ontology annotation, molecular function: sequence-specific DNA binding; DNA-binding transcription factor activity, RNA polymerase II-specific. Gene Ontology annotation, cellular component: nucleus. The coding region runs from base 315 to 1859 and encodes 514 amino acids. The record is from RefSeq and is a predicted model, not a curated record. The transcript is spliced from 12 exons. Gene Ontology annotation, biological process: regulation of transcription by RNA polymerase II; cell differentiation.